Molecule: messenger RNA, 1494 nt
Organism: Penicillium longicatenatum
Lineage: Eukaryota; Fungi; Ascomycota; Eurotiomycetes; Eurotiales; Aspergillaceae
Product: DUF1593 domain-containing protein
Exons: 2
Coding region: 1-1494 (497 amino acids)
Molecular function (GO): hydrolase activity, hydrolyzing N-glycosyl compounds
Source: RefSeq, a predicted model, not a curated record
AUGCCAUCCAUAAUUCCACUCACGGUGCUGUGGAUACUGGCCAUCCAGGUCCUCGGCAAGGCAGUGAAUAGGUCUGCCCUCCUACAAAUUCCCAAUAAACCGCGAGUCUUCAUUUUAUCAGACAUCUCCAAUGAGCCCGAUGACCAGGAAUCAUUGACUAGAUAUCUGCUAUAUUCCAAUCAAUUCAAGACAGAGGGUAUUUGUGCUGUGACCUCGACUUGGCUUCAAGAUGAAGUUCACCCAGAAGCUAUGCUGGCUGUUAUUGAUGCUUAUGGAAAUGUAACGCAUAAUCUUAAUCAACAUGCUCCCCUUGAUGCACCCUAUCCAUCUGGUGCGCACAUGCGCAGUCUGGUACGGAAAGGUGCCGCUACAUACGGCAUGAAAGCAGUUGGCAAGGAUAUCCCCCUCAGCGACGGAGGCAAGCUCCUCUACAACCGCCUCCAAGAUAAAACCGAUGAACCACUCUGGGUCCUCGCCUGGGGCGGCACAAACGUCCUAGCCCAAGUCCUCUACGAAAUCCACAACGAAUUCUCCGCGACAGACGCAAAAUCCAUAAGAUCCAAACUCCGUGUCUACGCAGUCUCCGACCAAGACGACACAGGCGCCUGGAUCCGCCAACAAUACCCGGACAUCUUCUACAUCUCUUCUACGCACGGCUGGAACCAAUACGGUCUAGCCGCAUGGACCGGUAUAUCAGGAGACAAAUACUAUGACAAAGGCGGACCCGACUUCUCAAAAGUAACGCACGACUGGCUUCGCGACAAUAUCCAGAUCGGAUCGUACGGCAAGACGGCGUACCCGAAUUAUGAGUAUAUCAUGGAAGGCGAUACUCCCACCUUCUUGUAUCUCAUUCAGAAUGGUCUUGGUGUUCGCGAGCAUCCGGACUAUGGGUCUUGGGGUGGGCGGUAUAUGAAAGUCACGCCGUCGACUGUGCUGGAUUUCAAUCAUUAUGCUGAUGCGGCUGAUCGCGUUGUUGGAGCUAAUAAUAAGACGUUUGUCUCUAACCAGGCGACUAUCUGGAGAUGGAGGAAUGCUUUUCAGAAUGAUUUUGCGGCGAGGAUGCAGUGGUCUUUACCGGUAAAUGUUAGUAGGGCAAAUCACCAACCGGUUAUCUCGAUUAAUGGGAGUGUGGGUCUUGAGCCUUUGAGGAUUAGGGCUGAGGUUGGGUCGAUUGUGAAUUUGGAUGCGGCGGCGACAAUGGAUCCGGAUGGAGAUGUGUUGGCCUUUCGGUGGUUUCAAUAUAAGGAGCCUGGAUCGGAUGAUUGGAAUGUUGCGGGUCAGGUUCCUGAGCUGAAUUUCACGGUGUCACACGGAGGUAGGAGGGCGCAGGUGCAGAUCCCUGAUGAGAAGUUGAGCUGUGAUGGAGAGGGUUUCAAUCCGUCUGGAUGUUGGUUGCUUCAUUUUAUUCUAGAGGUGACAGAUGAUGGUUAUCAUCCAUUGACGAGCUACAGGCGGGUGUUAUUGCAGACAACUAAUGCUACUAUGUCGGCUUGA